UUUUUAUUAUAAAUUAGGAAAAUAUGCAUAUAUCAAGUUAAUUCUAAUAUAACCAAAAUUAUGAAAAUAUAAUACUAAAUUAAUUAGUCUAUAAAAAAUAGAAAAUAAAAAACAUAUUUAAAAGUAAACUCUUCAAAUUUAAAUGUCCCAAAUCCUAAUUGCAUAAAUCCAAUUCAAUGUGUUCCGUUAGCAAAGUAAAAUCGUAAACAUUGCCUGCUUCUUCAAUAUGAAUUUGCUUAUCCAACCCAAAAAAAAAAAACACGUUUAUAUAAAAGAAAAAGACUUGUGACAGUUUAAAAUAUGAAGGAAAAAAAUUGAGUGCAACAAUAAUAAUCCAUGCAGCACAAAAAUCCCAAGUGCCUGUGAACCUGGUCAGUGGUCACGUUCGUGCCCCAAGUGGAAAAAAAAAAAAAAUCUAUCCGAAAGGAUCUCCAAGUAGGAAUUACUGAUUCAUAAGCUCCCCGAAAACUCAGUGAGGAAAACCGGCGAUGGCAGAGAACUUCGUCAAAAUCCAAAUCCCACAACAAAAGCUUUACAAUGGAAUUCAGUUCCCUUCCGUUGUGUCUCCGCGGAGCCCCACUUUCUCCUCUUCUCUUUCCCUUCUCACGCAAUCCAUCCAAAUCCACAAGCAAUUCCUGGAAUCAUUGCUUCUUGAAUCCGGCGCUGUACUUCUCAGGGGAUUCCAUUUGAACACAGCCUCCAAUUUCAAUGACGUUGUCGAAGCAUUUGGCUAUGAGGAGCUUCCCUACGUGGGUGGCGCUGCUCCUCGGACUAACGUUGUAGGUCGGGUUUUCACUGCUAACGAAUCCCCACCGGACCAAAAGAUUCCUUUCCAUCAUGAAAUGGCUCAGGUACCUGAAUUCCCGUCCAAGUUAUUUUUCUUCUGUGAAGUGGAGCCUGCGAGUGGAGGUGAAACUCCAAUUGUUCUUAGCCAUAUUGUGUAUGAGAGGAUGAAAGAGAGGCACCCGGAUUUUGUUGAACAAUUAGAGAAGCAUGGUUUGAUGUACAUAAGGGUUUUAGGGGAAGACGACAAUCCUUCAUCUCCCAUUGGGCGUGGGUGGAAAUCCACCUUCUUGACCAAAGACAAAACCAUAGCUGAAGAAAGGGCUGCUAAACUGGGUAUGAAGUUGGAAUGGUUGGAAGAUGGAGGGGUGAGAACAAUCACGGGUCCUAUCCCAGCUAUAAAAAUUGACAAAACAAGACAGCGCAAGAUUUGGUUUAAUAGCAUGGUGGCUGCAUACACAGGCUGGGAAGAUGAACGAAAUGAUCCUGUAAAGGCCGUGACCUUUGGAGAUGGCCAGCCAUUACCAGGUGAUGUAGUCUAUGAUUGUCUCAGAAUCUUGGAAGAGGAAUCUGUAGCCAUACCUUGGCAAAAGGGUGAUGUUCUGUUGCUGGAUAAUUGGGCUGUUCUUCAUUCUCGAAGAUCAUUCACACCACCUCGCAGGGUUCUAGCUUCCCUUGUUAAGUAGACUUGAAGCGUUUUGAUAUCUGGGUUGCGUGUAUCAGUGAUGGAGAAAUAUAUAUUUCUAGUUGGCAGAUACCGUAGCUGCAAUUUAGGCAUUUGAUUUGGGUGUCGAUAUUAUGCUACGUUUAGUUAGAGGGAAGAUAUUUUAGGGGGAAUAGAAAUAAGAGUAAACUCAGAUGUAAUAUUAUUUUAUGAAAAUUCUGAUUCUACUUUUGUAUAAAUCGUGACUCCUUCACUUGGUCUACUAAUAGAAAGAAUGAUUUGAUCGA
Molecule: messenger RNA, 1734 nt
Organism: Neltuma alba
Lineage: Eukaryota; Viridiplantae; Streptophyta; Magnoliopsida; Fabales; Fabaceae
Product: clavaminate synthase-like protein At3g21360
Exons: 3
Coding region: 489-1469 (326 amino acids)
Molecular function (GO): oxidoreductase activity
Source: RefSeq, a predicted model, not a curated record